This is a messenger RNA of Spizellomyces punctatus DAOM BR117, 1781 nucleotides long. RefSeq names its product magnesium and cobalt transporter CorA. Bases 261 to 1703 code for a protein of 480 amino acids. The transcript is spliced from 12 exons. NCBI's taxonomy places the organism in Eukaryota, Fungi, Chytridiomycota, Chytridiomycetes, Spizellomycetales, Spizellomycetaceae. The record is from RefSeq and is a predicted model, not a curated record. Gene Ontology annotation, biological process: transmembrane transport; metal ion transport. Gene Ontology annotation, molecular function: magnesium ion binding; cobalt ion binding; cobalt ion transmembrane transporter activity. Gene Ontology annotation, cellular component: membrane.
AUUUUCGGGUUUCGAGCGCUGGUCGGUCGAGUCGCAUGUCUGCAUCUUGAUUAACUGGACUAUUUCUGCAUCCUUAUUUACAAUGAAACUUCCGUCUUUGGAAAGGAAAACUUACGGCGAGAGCAAUUGCUGCGCACCAAACGCUGGCGAUCGGCGACCAAAAGUUCAGAUCGCGAGGCUUAGCAUCAUGUCAAAACUGGGUUUAAUGAGCACUUACAUCAUGCAAGCUCGAGUUUGGGCUUGUCAACCAUCUGUAGACAAUGGACCCAGGACAAAGUCCAUCGGAAACAGCACCCCUGCUCGACCGUGCUCGUGAGAAUGAGGAAGAGGAAGUUCCUGAUUCCGUAGCGGUGGAGAUCACCCCGGAGGAAGAGGGCCCGAAAAAACGCUCGCGAAGAAGCCGUCUAAAACGAAAAAUACGGUCUCUCUUAACGGCUAGAAGCAUGGUAUCGGACUUGCAGGCAAAUAUGCGAGUGCCGGGCGCCCCGCCUGGUAUUGAUGUCAAGGUUCCUAAUCCGACAUUGGAGGCUCUGUUCAAGGAAGACGUGACUGUCAGAGUAGUAGAUUAUUCUGCCAUUAAAAUGGAAAUUCACGAUCUCGAUCCGGCCUCCUUGGCAGAGUUCUUACGCAACCAGCGACCUUCAUGGAGUAAAGUAAGAUGGAUAGACAUACGCGGUGUCAACUAUACGGUCAUCAAGCAGGUCGCCGAGAAAUAUAAGCUGCAUCCAUUGGCUGUAGAGGAUGUAUUCCAUUUCCCGCAAGCAAUCAAAGCCGACUGGUACGACAAUCAUAUCUACGUGAGCAUGAUUCUUACCACCUUGGAGGACAAUGAUAUGGAAUCAGACAACGAGACGAGUAGCUCGUCACGGCCCGCCCAGUCAAUUUAUCGGACUCCCCUCUUCCCAAAUCGACCAAAAGUGGACAGCUGGCCCUCUAUGCAAACUCGUCCCGAGAUUACCAUCGAGCAAACAAACUUUUUUUUGCUGCGAGAAGGAAUCGUGUUGUCCAUCUUUCAGCAUGAAGGACAGAAAGUGACGGCGCCAAUUUACACCCGUCUGGGAGAGGUGGGAACUGUUUUGCGAGACUCGGAGGAUGCGAGCUUUUUGCUCUUUUCAUUGAUGGAUACGGUUACCGAUCAUUUUUUCCCAAUCUUGAAUGCAUAUAAGCAUCUGUUGGACCUUAUGGAAACGCUUGUUUUCAAAGAUCCAAAGGCAGAAGCAACACAAGAGUUGCACGUCAUAGCCAAGGAGCUGGGCGUUCUCCGCCGCACUCUAAUGCCAACCAAGAAUCUUGUUGUUACGCUCCGUGAGAACGGCAAGCACUUUGCCCCAACUGUCGACGUCUCUCCCCCUCCCCAACCCUUCAUUUCCAAGCUAACGAAAACCUAUUUGGGAGACGUUAAAGACCAUGUAAAUACUGUCGUGGAUGGCCUAGAGAGUUACGAAUCGGACGCAAGACACCUGAUUGACUUGAUCUUCAACAUUGUGUCACACUCUACAAACGAGGCUAUGAAAACACUUGCAGUUGUUUCGUUGGUGUUCCUUCCCAUAUCCUUCUUGGCUGGUGUGUUUGGUAUGAACUUCGAUUAUUUUCCAGAACUCCAUUGGAGAUUGGGUGUUUACGGAUUCUGGAUAAUUACGGCGAGCAUGGUAGCCGUCAUGGUGGUCCUGUUCAGAUACAUGGGCUGGAUAGGUCGUAGAUAGCGCUUAGCAUAAUGUAAUAAACUCAGGGGUUCGAAUCCCGCUGCAAACAAAAAUUAAGACUUUUUUGGAUAACGGAGA